This is a messenger RNA of Solanum lycopersicum (tomato), 1822 nucleotides long. The record is from RefSeq and is a predicted model, not a curated record. NCBI's taxonomy places the organism in Eukaryota, Viridiplantae, Streptophyta, Magnoliopsida, Solanales, Solanaceae.
CAUGAUUCAAGAUAUAUUUAUCAAACAUUAAUAAAUUGAACUAGAAACAAGGAAAACUACAACAACUCCAUUUAUUAAUGGAAUCCUAGGCUGAGUAUCUUUGACAAAUCUUUUUCUCUCGUCAUUCUUUAAAAACUUAUCAGUAAUAAUAGCAAUGGAGCAGCUACAUAUAUAUAUAUCUAUCUUAUCUCUCAUUCCCAACAAGAACAGCAGAAGAAGCAAAAAUGUGUCCUCAUGUGCUUCUCUUUCCCCUUCCAAUUCAAAGCCCUAUCAAUUCCAUGCUUCAACUUGCUGAGCUUUUUUGCCUUGCAGGUUUACAAGUUACUUUCCUCAACACGAAUCACAAUCAACAGCUUCUCUAUCGUCACACCGACGUCGAAUCUAGAUUCAGGCAAUAUCCUAAAUUUCAAUUCCGGACUAUUUCCGAUGGUCUUCCCGACGAUCAUCCCCGGUCGUCUCUUCUGUUUGGAGACCUUAUUACUUCCUUGCAAGCUGUGGCAGAGCCUUUUCUUAGAGAAAUAGUAACAGAAUCCGGUGUCACGUGUGUUAUACCUGAUGGAUUAUUUUAUUAUGCAGUGGAUAUUUGUAAUGAGCUUGGAGUUUCUGUUAUUUCAUUUGAUACUAUUAGUCCUUGUUGUCUAUGGGUUUAUCUCUGUUUCCCUAAACUCAUUCAAUCUGGAGAUAUUCCCUUCAAAGGAAAUGAUUUGGACGUGUUGAUAGAAAAUGUACCUGGCAUGGAAGAUCUUCUACGGCGUCGAGAUUUUCCAUUCUAUCGUCUCACCAAUUGUGCAACCGACCUCUAUUGUCAACUUGCUCUCAAGGAAAUCCAAAGUAUACCUCGAUCCCAUGGACUCAUAUUAAAUACAUUUGAAGAUUUAGACGGUCCGUUACUCUCUAAUAUUCGCACUCAUUGUCCACAAACAUAUGCGGUUGGACCGCUACAAUUGCAACUCAAAACUAGGCUUGCUGAUAAAUCAAUGUCCUCUUCGAAUAGUUUGCGGGAAGAAGAUGGCAGUUCGAUUCAAUGGCUUGAUGCACAGCCCGUAGAAUCAGUAAUCUAUGUAAGUUUUGGAAGUCUUGCAACUUUGACAAAGGAGGAAAUGUUGGAGUUUUGGCAUGGAUUAGUAAAUAGCGGAAUCAGAUUUUUGUGGGUCAUGAGGUCCGACUUAUUGAGGGAAGAGGAGUUUAGCCACCAAUUUGUCAAGGAGCUAGCGGACGGUUGCAAAGAAAGAGCCUACAUAGUGAGUUGGGCUCCACAAGAGAAAGUACUAUCCCACCCAGCUAUCGGUGGAUUUUUAACUCACAGUGGAUGGAACUCGACUAUGGAAAGUAUUGUUGAAAGAAAACCCAUGAUCUGUUGGGCUGUUUAUGUGGACCAACGAGUCACUAGUAGAUUUGUGGGUGAAGUGUGGAAAAUUGGGUUGGACAUGAAAGAUAUUUGUGACAGAUACAUUAUUGAGAAGGCAGUGAAAGACUUGAUGGUAACAAAUAAGGAUAAGUUGAAGAAAUCAGUUGACAAGUUAUCUAUGUUGGCAAAAAUUAGUGUUGGUGAAGGAGGUUCAUCAUACAAUGCUUUUGAAUCUCUCGUCAUAGACAUUAAAAAGUUAGGAAGAAGAGACAAGGAUAUCAAUCCAAACUGCAUAGGAUACACAGGGUAAUACUACCAAUCAUUGAUUGUAUCAUUUCUUGUUCUUUUAUUGGAUACUACAAGUUAUUCAUACAAGUACACUAGAUGAGAUAAAGCCCGCGAUACCAUGGGGUCGCGCAAUGUUAGUGUAUAAAAUUGUAUGUUUUGCCUUUUAAAUAGGUUAUUUUCUAAGAA